UUUGCCCUUUUCGGCGUUGGAAACCUAUCUGCAAAUAGAUGAGGACAAAAACGAGAGUGGAUUGAGUGGAGGAGUGGGAUCAUGGGCUGCUGUGAGUGCUCAUUGUGUUGGGCUUUGUGGUUCAGACUGGAGAGACUUUGAGCAGACACACUGAUAAUUAUUGGACGCUGAUACUUGUGACUGGUUUCCUGUUAACUGUAGCAGGGUUUCAAAUGUGCUUUUAUACAUUAGAAGUUGCAGUUCAACAUUAUUUUUCCAUUUUUUUGUUUUAUUGGGGGUACAGGAAAUUCAUAAGUCAAGUUUUUAGACGUGUGUUUGUGUUGAAGCGCAGCAGCUGUGACAUCUCUACUUGAGGGGUUAGCAUAGACUGUAGACAGGAAGGGGCUGGUGAGCUGGGGGGGCUCUGGUAUUGGUGGUGAUGGGUGAGAAUGCAGCAAAGCCUGUUGGAGCAGUUGUGGUUUGUUGGUUUUUAAAAGAAAAAGACAUUGAAUGGGGCAUACAGCAACAGACCACAGAGUAAUGCACAUUCUAUGCAUUACUCGGUUUCAAUUGUACAAUAUGAUUUAUUGAUUUACUUCAUUUUGCAGUGGAUUAAACUCUGUCGCAUUUGUUGAAACAAAAAAAAAAAAGCUAAAUGUACACAUUUCCUUUUGUGACUUUGUAUUAUUGACCAGUUUUUAACAUUUUUAAAUCUCAGAAACAAUUUUUUCAUUGAAUUAAGACAUUCUUAUUAUCACAUUUUGAUGAAACAUCAAAUAAAAAUGUAUUAAAAAAGAUUGAUUUUUAUCUGAAGAGGCGACCAAGACGAACUAAAUAUUUCAGUCAGUUUACAGAACACUUUGAGUUUUAGCUGUUUUGUAUUUUUCUUCCCCUUAAGCCUUCAUGUGGUCAAUGACAGCUGCAGCAGCAGUGCAUUUCUUAGUUAUACCUGUAACUUCAAAAGUUAGGAAACAUCAGGAAAUCUUCACAUGAAAUGAAGCUCAGCAGAAAGUGGGUCAUACGGUUCAGUCACCCGAUGAUACCACAAUACGCUGCGCCUCUACCAGCUUUCAGAGAAGACUUAAGUGUCUUCUCUGCAGGGCCUGGUUUCAUAUAGUUGUUUGUGAUCUGAGCCUGAGAUUGCAUGACAAUGAGCAGAUGAAGAGAGCAGAAGGAUAAAGAAAAACACUUUUUUGGCUGCAUUUUUGCUGAAAUUGAAAGCCAUGAAAGGGGUUUUAGUGCUUCUUUUUCUGGGUGGUGAGUCCAACAUUCUGUUAAUCUGUGUGAAUUUUAAGGUCCAGUGAUCUACUUUAGUAAUGUGAGUGUGUUGCUGUGUGUUCUAGGUGCGUUUAGCAGCUGGAUGGUGGAAUAUCCACAGAAAGAGACUUGUGCUCUCAAAGGAUCCUCUGUGAUCCUCCCGUGUUAUUACGACUAUCCUGAGUCAUUGGUUGUAGAAGGUGUAAAAUGGGGUCACAAAGAGAACUUUUUUGACGGCCCUUUCAUUUAUGACAGUGAAUUAAACCAGACGUGGUCACGCUUUACGUACAGCGGCGACAAAAACCAUAACUGUUCAUUAAGAAUAGACCAGGUGGAGGACGGUGACGCCGGAAAAUUUGCCUUUAGAUUCAUCACUAAUUCUGAUGAUGGUAAAUUUACUGGUGAGGAAGGCACGAUGCUCAAGAUUGGUGAUUUGAGGAUUUCUCUUGUGAAGCCAAAGGAGAAUGAUGUCAUCAAAGAAGGCAACUCGGCGAGUCUCACCUGCACCAGUAGCUGUGAUGGUGGAGAACCUUCACCAUUCAUCUGGUUAAAGGAUGGAGAAGUGGUACACAAUGGAUCCGUGCUCAGCCUAACGGACAUGUCCUCCACACACUCUGGAAAUUAUUGUUGCACUUAUAACGGGGCAACGUCAGGAGGAAUCAGGAUAGAUGUUGAAUUUGGACCCAAAAACACCAAUGUGGAAGUUUAUCCGUCAGAAGAAGUAGACGAAGGGACCAAUGUCACGCUGAUCUGCAACAGCCACGCGAACCCUGCAGUGAUGAACUACACCUGGUUCAAAAAGCACAGAAAUAACGUAACGGUUCUCGGGGAACAGCGCAAAUAUUCUUUUGGGAAAUUCUCUCAGAGGGAUGACGGCCAGUACUUCUGCCGAUCCACCAACAAGCAUGGAAGCAGCAACUCCUCUGAUGUCACCGUGAAGGUUAAAGUGCCCCCGACAAAGUUGAGUGCUAAACUGAUCGUCAUAUUGAGUUGUGUGGUGAUUCUUGUGCUCCUUGUUGUGACUUCAGUUGCAGCCAAGAUAAAAUUUUGCAAAAACAGAAUCACAUCGACAGAAACUGACUGUGAGGAGGAAACACAGGAUAACAUCUAUGUCAACUUGCCUGACUUUGAUAAGAGUCAGUCACAAGAAGAGACUCAGAAUGACUCAUACAUUGUUUAUACGCCGGUACAACUCAAGAGGAAAUCUGACAUGGAGGAGCAGACGGACUCCCAUGACGAAAGCGACUCUGUGAUUUACAGCGUAGUGUGCAGACCCAAGCCGCUCAGCCUUUCCGAUGUUGAGCCUUCGAGACAUCAAACAUCAAUUUGAGUGAUGGUGUUGCAUCCACAAGAAUCUAUUUUUGAGUCAACAAAAUGACUUUAAAUGUGUACAAAUGUAGGAUAUCUUGGUUAU
Messenger RNA from Oryzias melastigma (Indian medaka), 2650 nucleotides. RefSeq names its product B-cell receptor CD22. The record is from RefSeq and is a predicted model, not a curated record. NCBI's taxonomy places the organism in Eukaryota, Metazoa, Chordata, Actinopteri, Beloniformes, Adrianichthyidae. The transcript has 8 exons. The coding region runs from base 1340 to 2566 and encodes 408 amino acids.